This is a messenger RNA of Schistosoma rodhaini, 4886 nucleotides long. NCBI's taxonomy places the organism in Eukaryota, Metazoa, Platyhelminthes, Trematoda, Strigeidida, Schistosomatidae. The record is from the annotation of a GenBank genome assembly.
AUGAGCAAUAAAAGUGCAGCUAAUGAACAAACUGAUGAAUUAUCGAAACUAGGAAAAGUACAACCAUUUGUAUCCCAUCGUGGAUUUAUUAUAACGUCAAUUCUAAGUACUAGAAUUCCAGUUCUGACUGGCAAUAGUACUGGGACAUCCUCUUGGAAAUCAUACGCCACUCAAGGUCACUCUUGCCGCUGGUUUAACAGUACGGUCACCCAUUCUCAAAGGGACCAUCUUGUUAUGUCUUUGUCCAAUGGAAGUUUAUUACGCUCAGCUCAACUAGUGUUUUUUAGACAACCCUUUAGAUGCGCAGGAGUUAAAAAGAAAAAGAACUACGCCGAGACCCCUUCUAGGUACCGACCUUCCGUACUUGUGAAGACUCUUCGUGGUUUUCAGUUUAAUGAUGGGGAUUAUGUCUAUAAAGGUGAUAUCUUAGUUCGACAGGUAUGCUUAUUUGGACAGCAUCAGAGCAACUCCCUGAGUGUGCUGAGCAUCUUAUUCGUGACUCGGAUACAACAACAUCCCUCCUGAAUCUCUUUUCCUGUCCUGCUUGGGUCCAAGGAGUUUCACCCAUUCCGAGCACUGCCAACUUGUAUCUCAUCAUUUCCACAGCUAUUAGACUAAUCCAAUCGGUCUCCCACAUUGUCCGAACAGUCCAUGUAUCCAUAUUAUUUAUUGCUCUGGUUAUUUGAAAAGUUAUUGGCUUCCUGACUUUCAAAGAAUCUCAGCUUUCAUUAUGAUGCGUCAUAAUUCUUUCUUCAGCUCGGAGGGCAGAGUUUAAAUGAAUUAAUUAGUUUAUACUGGUUAGCGUUAUUUUUAGCAAGGUUGUUUUCUACGGUAUGGGGAUGCUUUCCCCACACUCAAUCCUCCCUCAUGUGGGCUUGGGACCUGCAGUAACCCUGGAAGUGCUACAGGCGUUGUUUAAGAGUGACCGCUUGCUUCGAUUCGGGUUCCUGGUCAGUAUCCUAGCCCAUACACAACUGCGAAGAUGAUUGUCAAAGAAAAAAACGCUUCUGCUCGCUGUCGCUAUCUACGUAAAUGACUGUUAUAAUUACUUGGUUGCAUGCAAACUCGUUUUACUCUUUUUAUGUAUAUUUAUUGUCAUCCCCAUUGUUUAUACUUUUAUUUCCCAACUACACUAUCUAUACGAUCUUAGGCCACUGAUCAGUCAAAUGUUGGAUGCUACCACUGGACGCGGUUUCUGAAAUGUUCUGAGACCAUGCGUGUCAUCUAAACUUGUCUUCUUCAACAUUCGCACGCUAUUGCAGAUCAGAAAAAAGAUAGGUUUGGCUGUUUCUUUAGAAAGUCUUAACAUCGAUGUUUGUUGUCUAUCUGAAACAUGUAUUAAAAACUAGUAAGAUGCUACACAUUCGCUCUUCAUCUGUCGAGUCGAGAAGCUUGUUUUAUGUGUGUUUAACCGGGGAUUCUGCAGCUACUUUGUCCGGUUUUGUCACACUAAGCUCCAGAACCAAGAUAGCACCAACUGAUCAGAUCCUUAUUAAAAGUCGAUUAUGUGCCGUUAGAUUUAAAAGUUCCCUCAAAGUGAGUAGAAAUCGGUAUAGGGAACAAAAUAUUUGCAUUAUCGCUUAUUUCCUUCAGACAAAUUGCAGUCCUGAUGCGAUCAGGAAUGAAACCGUACCACCAGUUAGACGAUCUUCCUAAGAAGGCGCGUUUGACAGAUAUUAUGCUGUUGACCAGAGGUAGGUAUAUCGAGCGUCUAAGCACAGAGCCGUUUGAGUGAGCAGUGGGGACUUGUUGUUCACCUUAAGAUGCAGGGCGAAGUAGCUGUAAUCUAACCUAUGGGCGAAAAUCCAUUUCUAUGCAGCACCAAUUCUCGGCAUAGUUAUCGCCAAUGUUUUACUUGGAGCUUUCUCUCCACGACUCAGGCCCGAACUCAGAUUAGUCACACAUCAGCUACUGAUGGCGUGGUUGUGCACAAGACAGUCGCUCUUUUUAAAGAAUUGAUCUGGACUAUGAUCAUACCAUCAUGUAUGCUAAUCUAACGUUUCAGUAGCCAAAAUGUUCAUCGUCGUGAACAGAUUGAUUUAAGCAAAUAGACCAGCUUUUGUUGCUAUCAAAUAUUGAGCCGAGCUAGGUUCAAAGCUAGCUGCCAACCCAUCAAAAAUUUCAGAUAAUGACUGAGUUGGCAUGAUGCCAUGAAAAUUGCAAGUAAAGUUGAUUGCACCUUUGUGGGAUUUCUACAGGCUCCUUAAGGUACGUCGGUCUACUCUGGUAACCACGAGUCUGGGGAGAAACCUAAGUCCUUACGCAAUGAAAUUAUCCAGAGUUUGCUUACGAACCGAAAACUCUGGUGGUGGGAGCGCGCCGAGUUGGAAGCAGCAGCUAAAUCUAGUAAUUGUCAGGAUCUCUUUCAACUCAUCGGAGCCACUGGAAGCAAGAAUUUUGAUAUAAGAUAACAAUCUAUAAAGGUGAUAGGAUUCCAACAGAUAACAUCUACUAACGUCUCGGACGAUGGGCAUGGUUCUUCGAGAGAGAGUUCGGCCGAUCUGCUGCCCUGGUGUCAUCAAUCAAACUAUUCUGUCCUCCAUGACCGAUCCAACUGACUAAGGCGAAGCCCUCAAGCAACUCCAACUCAUGGAGUGCGAUAAAUCAUCAGACUCAAACGACUUACCGUUGACUCUUUUUAAAUAUAACGGAGAACUUCCGGUCGAGGGAAUUGGCUGAGUUGUUUGCAAAAGUUUAGAAAUUAGAGUAUCCAUACAUCUCAGAGUGAGAUGAGUCAUCCUUAUCUGUAAUAAGAGUUUGCGUCAUCAACCCAAAAACUAUCGAAGUAUUAGCCUUAUUCUGACUGAGAGCGAACUAUUAUUCAAAACCUAUAAAUGAUCGACUCACGUGGAGCAUACAGGUAUUUGUUUUGGUUUGGGAUGUGUUGAUCACAUCGUCACCCUCCUCCAUAUAUUAGAACACCGCCAUACUUAUCUCAGGUGAGCAGUCUUCGUGUUCUGUGAUAUCAAGGCCUUCUUCACUUGGUUGGACAGGACUGUUUUCCGGGGGUGUCUGUUGAAGAAAUAUGUGGCUGAACAGUUUGUUAACAUCUUAAACGCCCUAUCUACAAACAGUCCAAGCAAAGUGAGGACAUACAAAACCACCUUUCCUCACUGCUCCAUUUAAGUAGCGGGUUAGGUACGGCUGCCCAACUUCACCACUCCUCUCCAACUUUGCCAUCAUUGGUGUUCUAAAAACGGCUUUGAUGAAAGUAGGUAUUGGUGGCAUGGAUCUGUAAACUGAGAAAGAAUUUUCGAUCUUGAGUAUGGGGAUGAUAUUGAACUAAUUAAACCAUGUAAUCUUCACUUCAGCAACGUCCAUAGGUAUGACUUAUGCUUUACACCUUUUAAGUGCUAAGUACUUUUGCAAGAGUGACAGGGGCGUGUGCUUUCACUCACUCUUGGUAGUAAGGAGUAUUAACCAGAAAAUUAGUGUAUUUGGGUAGCUCCGUAAGUGCUGGCGGCGGCAUGACUGAUGAGACCAACUUACGUUUAGUGAAAGCCAGAAUAGCCUAUGUCCGUGUACGCCAUUGUUGAAGCCUUAAUGGUAUUAGUCCGACUGUGAAAAGUUGUGUCGUUCAGAGUAGUUUCUCUCUAUGCUUGUAAAACCUAACCUCCGAGUUGUGAAUGUUAGACAGCUCUCUGUGUUUGUCUUCUCAGGAUUGCUGAAAGUCUAUAGCAGCGCCACGUUAGUAAUGCAGAGGUUCGGCCACGUGUGUUCGGGGACAAUGAUGGUAAUCCAAACGGUAUUACCAUCUUGAAAGAUCAACUUUAGUGGCUUGGACCUACGCCACGAAUGUUGUCCCGGCAAAUUAUACCUCAUUCAUUGUUUGCAAACUCUAGAACUGGUUGGGAAAAGCGGAUAGUCAAUUUAUGACAUGGUGCCUCGGCAUGAAAAAAAGCUGUUCAAGACUGGAAUCUUUUGGUCUUCCAUGGCUUCCUGGUCGGAUUCCUAGAUAUAAUGCAAUAUAGUGGUUUGAGACGUUAUUAAACAGCUCAGAAUAAGAAUCUGUGAUAACUCUGUUAUAGUUUUGUUUUAAUUUUUCCAUAAAAGUGGGAGGAACUUCUUAAAGUGAAAGAAUCCUUCCUGACUAUAUUUUUUCAACUGAACUAGUUGUCCAUCUACUGUCUACUACUCUUAAUCCCUUAUUUUUAUUCAUUUUUUGCUUUUAGGAAAACUAUCACCUUUCCUAUAUCCUUUCGUAGUCUCAUUUACGUAUUGUAUGGCGUAUGUUUAUUUUGGUGCUCCUUUGUGCCAAUAUCUUUAUUUUUAAAUAUUACAUAAUAAUAAUAAUUAAGACGAUCUACUGAUUAUUUUAGAUGUUCCCUACCUGUAAACUUUCUAAUCACGGUUUAUAUAUCUAGUUUUUGCAUUAUCAUAUGUACUGAUUCCGUAGGUACAAAUGUACAUUAGAUAGUACAAAAAGAAUACCAGAAAACUAGUCGAGAAAUCAUAUUUUACAGAAUUAUUUUGUAAUAACAUCCUAGAGAGGUUAGUUAGUUGGAAAUAUAAAUUAACAGGAUUUUGAACUAAACCACGAUAGUCAUGUUAUGCAUAAUGUUUUUUCAAAGAUGUUUUCGUUUAUUACUGUAUUAAAAAGUUUACUGCUCAAUUUUAUUCCAAUCUUUUAGCUUGGUAUGGAAAUAUACCCGGGCGAAUCUGUCAAAUUAGACCCCGAAACAUGGAACUUAGUAGCACUAAGUAAUGGACGUUUUACUAUUAGUACAGAGGAGCUUUCACCGUUUCCUAACAGCCCUUUGUAUGGUAAAGUGAAGGACGGCGAAGUAAUUUAUAAACCAUUUGUUCAUGUUAUCGGUGAUCCAAUCGAACCAGUAUAUAAACUCAAGCGCAUUUUGUAACUAGUGAUAAUUAUAGCUAUUAUACUC